CUCGCUAAGCUAAGCUAACCCAGCUUUCCAUCUUCCACAUCCCGUUCGGCCUAAUCCUCUCUCUUUUGUGUCGUGCUUGUACCGACGAAAAGGAAAGUGAACCCCCGCCCGGCCUCCUCCGAAUAAAAUCUUGGGAAGCUUGAGGUACUCGAUCGAUCGGUUCCAUGGCGUCCAUAAUCAUCAUCGCCGUCGUGCUCACCAUGGACAUCUUCGCCUUCGUCCUCGCCAUCGGCGCCGAGCGCCGCCGGAGCUCAGCUUACGUGAACGUCGACGAGACCGGGCGGUCGUACUGCGUGUACAGCUCCGACGCGGCCACGGCGUACGGCGUCAGCGCGCUGCUGCUUCUGCUCGCCAGCCAGGCGGUGGUCAUGGUGGCCAGCCGGUGCUUCUGCUGCGGCCGCGCGCUCUCGCCGGGGCGGUGGCGGGCGUACUCCGGCGUCUGCUUCAUCGUGUGCUGGAUCACGUUCGUGAUCGCGGAGCUGUGCCUUCUGGCCGGAUCGGUCCGGAACGCGUACCACACCAAGUACACGCCGCGGUUCCGUGGCGGCCCGCCCGACUGCGCGAUGCUGCGCAAGGGCGUCUUCGCCGCCGGCGCCGCCUUCGCCUUCCUCACCGCGCUCUUCAGCGAGCUGCACUACCUCUUCUACGCCAAGGCACGCGACGUCGCCGCCGUGCCCCCGCCCAUCGUCGGCGGCAUCGGCAUGACCCGCAUGUAGCCACCCGGUUCUCGUCACCGGUGCCUCAUCGUCCGUUUCUAGGAGUGCAUGGCUUGGCUGCCUGUACAUUCGUCGAUGCCCAGAUCGGGCGUGUUCCACCAGUCCUUGACCGGUGUGUGAUAGUACUGUGACGUGUUGUUGCCUUGUGCUGCGUGUGAAUCUCAUCCCCGUAGUUCUGUCAGGAACAGAACAUACCUUACUCGGCUGGAAUGGAUUUUUCUGUGCAUACAUUCAGAAGGAAUCAUGUAAUGCGGAGAUGA
Molecule: messenger RNA, 976 nt
Organism: Phragmites australis (common reed)
Lineage: Eukaryota; Viridiplantae; Streptophyta; Magnoliopsida; Poales; Poaceae
Exons: 3
Coding region: 165-716 (183 amino acids)
Source: RefSeq, a predicted model, not a curated record